This is a messenger RNA of Perognathus longimembris pacificus (Pacific pocket mouse), 1957 nucleotides long. It is a transcript of the gene Fut4, whose product is annotated as fucosyltransferase 4. The record is from RefSeq and is a predicted model, not a curated record. Bases 24 to 1154 code for a protein of 376 amino acids. Gene Ontology annotation, cellular component: membrane. NCBI's taxonomy places the organism in Eukaryota, Metazoa, Chordata, Mammalia, Rodentia, Heteromyidae. The transcript has a single exon. Gene Ontology annotation, molecular function: alpha-(1->3)-fucosyltransferase activity.
CCGCGCCUGAGCCCGCGCGCUCCAUGGCGGCGCCGAGGGCCCGGCGGCGCGGGCGGAGGACCGGCGCGGGGCCCCGGGGCGCUUGGGCGGCGGCGGGGCUUCUGGGCACCGCCCUAGUCGCCCUGGCCUGCUGGGCGCAGCUGCCGCUGCCGCCGCCGCCCUGGGCGUCCCCGGCCCCGCCGCGGCCGGUCGGCGUGCUGCUGUGGUGGGAGCCCUUCCGAGGGCGCGGCGGGGCCGGGCGGCCGCCCCCGGACUGCGGGCUGCGGUUCGGCCUCGGCGGCUGCCGCCUCCUCACCGACCGCGCGGCCUACAGCGAGGCGCAGGUCGUACUCUUCCACCACCGCGACCUGGUGCAGGCCGGGCUGCCGGGCCCCGACGGCCGCGAGGAAGCGGCGGCGCUGGCGGCCUCGGGUCCUCGGCCCCCCGGCCAGCGCUGGGUGUGGAUGAACUUCGAGUCGCCCUCGCACUCCCCGGGGCUGCGCGGCCUGGGCGGCGGCCUCUUCAACUGGACGCUGUCCUACCGCGCCGACUCGGACGUCUUCGUGCCCUACGGCCGCCUCUACCCCCGCGCCGGCCCCCGCGACCCGCCGCCCGGGCUGCUGCCGCCGCUGGCCCGGAAGCGCGGGCUGGCGGCCUGGGUGGUGAGCCACUGGGAUGAGCGCCAGGCCCGCGUCCGCCUCUACCGCCAGCUGAGCCCGCUGCUGCCCAUCGACGUGUUCGGGCGCGGCGGGCCCGGGCGGCCGGUGCCCGGCUGCGGGCUGCUGCACCUGGUGGCGCGCUACAAGUUCUACCUGGCGUUCGAGAACUCGCAGCACCGGGACUACAUCACCGAGAAGCUCUGGCGCAACGCGCUGCUGGCCGGCGCAGUGCCGGUAGUGCUCGGCCCCGACCGCGCCAACUACGAGCGCUUCGUGCCGCGCGGCGCCUUCAUCCACGUGGACGACUUCCCCAGCGCCGCCGCCUUGGCCAACUACCUGCUCUUCCUGGACCGCAACCUGGCCGUCUACCGCCGCUACUUCCACUGGCGCCGGCGCUUCGCCGUGCACCUCACCUCCUUCUGGGACGAGCCCUGGUGCCGGGCCUGCCAGGCCGUGCAGACCGCGGGGGACCGCACCAAGGUCAUCCGCAACUUGGCCGGCUGGUUUGAGCGCUGACUUCUCCUCUCGGGACCGGUGGCUGCAGGCCACUUUGGAGGGCCAGGUCUGGGACGAAGCCCCUUGAACGCCCGUUUUUGCGGGGUGGGAUAAAGGUGAUUUGCCAAUGGGCACUACUUAGGCUAGGUGGGUUCUCAUGCUUUUUGCACAACUACCAGUUGGGUUCCCCGUGCUGUUGAUGGGCAUCGGCAUUCUAGGUGAAGUGGACCCAUCCUUACCUGGGACAGGUGUGAGAUAGCUCAGCUACCAGAAAUCUUUAAGUGGUUCCCUUCCUCUGCCACAUUUGUGCCUUGUUUGUGGUCUGUGCAGCCUCCAUCUCUCACACAUUUGCCUGGACCGGGGGCGAAGCUAACCAAUGGUUUUAGAAAGGGUGGUACUAUGGAUAGUGGACUGACUGUAUCCAGUAGUAGGUUGGGUUUUUUCUUUUUUCUUAGUUGGUCGAAUUCUUCAAAACCUCUGAUCCUAGGAAAGGUGAUAAGGGCCAUCCUGGAAGCCAUUGACAUCCUCAACAAGCACUCUUUUGUUCCUCAACCCUAUGAAUGGUAACAUUGUCCCUGGAGAAAAGUGAAGAUGAAUAUAUGGUGUACCUCACUUUAAGCCAGAAACAUUCCUGAAAAGCUGCAUUUAAAUCAAAUCUUCUAAAUUAAGUGCCCUAAGGGAGUUCAGUAUUUAAUGGAACUCUGUGAAGAAUCCUUUACAAUGUGAACAAUCACUGCCUAAUUUCUUCUUUCUUUAUAUUUUCCUAUAAUCUGGAUUGAUUUAAAAAAUUGAUAUUGCAAGUGUGACAAUAAAUCAUGAACAAC